GUGGUGGGAGGCGGGGCUGGCUGUCAUGGUUUUUCAGCACCGCGGACAGCUCCCGUCUCCUGUCUCUGGACUGCAGGGAAGCAACGCUGAAACACAGCUGGCUGAUAGAGGAAAUAACCCGACACAUCCAUCCAUAGAUUAAUCUCCAGUUAUCACUGCCAUUGCACAGCAUCUUCUCCUCAUUCCCUCUUCUUCACCUCGAUGGACGAGUUGUCUCGUUUUCCGGCCUGACUGUGGAGUCCAACCGCGUAUAACUGCAUUGCCUCUGCGUCUCCAGCCUGUUUCCCCCUCCGUCUCUUCCUCUUCCUGGCAAGCCACCGCGCUUUGAAAGUCCUGUCUUUUUGGGGAGGGGGGGAGCGGAUCGACCUGAAGUUCUUUUGAUGUGUCCACGUGUGUCUGAUAUGUCUCCCUGAUUAUGUUGAGGUGUGGGAUUUCUCUCCAAAGCCCGGAAGCGGACGUUACUUUAGGAUGCAGAAGGAAGAUGAAGUUUUCAGUUCAGUCGGUGCAGAUAUGAGAUAGGCGACCUGCAUCUGCAACAUUGGCUCUAAUCCCCACAUCAGACGCAUUCAUUUUUUUUUCUUUUUGUGGACAUCAGCCAGCGAGCAAGAUGAGGUUCAUCUAUGACUUUUUAAAUUGCACGUAAGGGAGAGAAACAGAUCUUUUACCCUGCUACCGCUGCAGGAAGCGACGUUUUCUUUCUCCAGCUGCCCAAACGAGUUUGUAUCUUACGUCUGAGAGGAGACCUGGAACUCAGGGAAAACAAAGGAAGCAGAGCGGUCCUCUUUCUAUCUUAUUUACAAAAACACGAUUUUUAAAAAAUGAAGAAGUUCAGGAAGGUGUUGGACGGCUUGACCACCUCCUCUCCGGGAGGGACUAUCGGAUCCCCAUCGUGCGGCAGCGCGGCCGGGACUCCCACAGCGACGCCAACUCCCAAGGAAAUCGACAUCCAGGAGACGUUAGUGUCAGAAAACUUUCAGCUGUGUAAGACGGUGCGUCAUGGUUUCCCUUACCAGCCCACUGCUUUGGCCUUUGACCCUGUGCAGAAGAUCUUGGCGAUUGGCUCCAGGACAGGAGGUGUACGGAUACUGGGACGACCCGGGGUGGACUGCUACUGUCAGCAUGAGAGCGGGGCAGCUGUUCUUCAACUGCAGUUCCUCAUCAAUGAGGGGGCGCUGGUCACAGCCUGUGCAGAUGACACGCUUCACUUGUGGAAUCUCCGUCAGAGGCGACCAGCUGUCCUCCAUUCACUCAAAUUCAACAGAGAGAGGAUCACGUUCUGCCACCUUCCUUUUCAGAGUAAAUGGCUGUAUGUGGGGACAGAGCGUGGAAACACACACAUCGUCAACAUCGAGUCCUUCAUUUUGUCUGGAUAUGUCAUCAUGUGGAACAAGGCCAUAGAACUAUCAACUAAAACUCAUCCAGGACCAGUGGUUCAUUUGAGUGACAGCCCAAAGGAUGAAGGCAAGCUGCUUAUAGGGUUUGAGAGCGGGACAGUGGUACAGUGGGACCUCCGGCUCAAGAAGGCUGACUUCAGAAUCUACUAUGAUGAGGCUAUUCAUUCAGUCGGCUGGCACCAUGAAGGGAAGCAGUUCAUGUGCAGUCACUCAGACGGCAGUCUGACUAUGUGGAACCUCAGAAACACCACCAAGCCAUUCCAGGUCACUUUCCCUCAUGGUGAGACGCUCACCCACGGAAAGAUACAGAAGGAUGGAAGAAAGGAGUCAUGUAAACCCAUACUCAAAGUGGAGUACAAGACCUCAAGGAACAGCGAGCCUUUUGUUAUCUUCUCUGGGGGUCUUUCAUAUGACAAGGCAGGGCGACGGCCAACGUUAACCAUCAUGCACGGAAAGGCCAUCACUGUGCUGGAGAUGGACUAUCCUAUUGUAGAGUUCAUGGCUCUCUGCGAGACUCCUUACAACAACGAGGUCCAGGAGCCUUACGCAGUGGUGGUGCUUCUGGAGAAGGACUUAAUCGUGGUGGAUCUGACACAGAGCAACUACCCUGUGUUUGAGAAUCCUUACCCCAUGGACGUACAUGAGUCUCCAGUUACCUGCACAGCCUAUUUUGCAGAAUGCCCGCCGGACAUUAUCCCCAUCCUUUACUCGAUAGGAGCUAAACACAAAAAGACGGGCUACAGCCAAAAGGAGUGGCCCAUCGCUGGUGGAACGUGGACGUUAGGCUCACACACCUACCCAGAAAUCAUCAUCACAGGACACGCUGACGGAUCCAUUAAGUUUUGGGACGCAUCUGCAAUCACACUACAGAUGUUGUACAAGCUGAAGACCUCCAAAGUGUUUGAAAAGCCAAAGCCAGGCGAGGGCCGGGCGGCUGAGUUAGUGGAGGAGGACCCCUUCGCUGUUCAAAUGGUCAGCUGGUGCCCCCAAAGCCGCAUCUUCUGCGUGGUUGGCAUCUCAGCCCACAUCAUCCUGUAUCGCUUCAGCAAAUAUGAUGCCAACACUCAAAUAGUGUCACUAGAGGUGCGUCUACAGUGUGAGACGGAGGAUGUCAUCUCUCCAUCCGAGAAUGAAAACAAUCCGUGCUUCUCAGAGUCCAGUCCCCACUCACCCCAACCCCACCACCAACAACAACAACAACACCCCCCUAGCCCCGGCAGUGGGACACCUGAGGGAAACAAAGACAGCAUCCCCCACCUUAAGGUGAAGGACCGGAUGGUUCGGGUCCCUCCUGGCUACCAGGCAGAGUUAGCCAUCCAGCUGCUGUGGAUAGAUGGAGAACCUCCACAACAGAUCACCAGCCUGGACAUCAACUCUGCAUAUGGCCUUUUGGCGUUCGGAAACUGUAAUGGCCUAGCGGUGGUGGACUACUUGCAGAAAACCAUCCUGUUGUGUAUGUCGACACUGGAUCUGUAUGGAGCUGCAGACCCAUACCAGCGCCUUACUCGCUCCCCCCGCAGGAACAGACAGUCCACCUCAGAGUUUUGCAUGCGUGGCCUGUCUAACUUUUAUUCAGAUUCAAAGAAAAGGAUUCGUACAUCCUAUCAGAGCCUUACUGAACUUUCUGACAACCAGCAGUCCAUUGACAUGGAGAGAAGCAAGUCGCCCACCUCAGUUCAUUACCCAACCUCCCUUCACAAUGAUCCACGCAUCCUGCCAGAGCCUGUGGCCAGUCUGAGAGCCAGUCACUGCAGUCCAGUCUUUUACUUGCUGGACAAUGUAAAGGGACCCGGCAGAAAGUUAAGUCUGCCAACAGAUCUUAAGACUGAUCUUGAUCAUGUCAAUGGACAUUGCACUAGCCCCACCUCCCAGCCCUGCCCGGCAGGGAAGCCUCGCAUCCCGAUGGGUCCUGAGGGGCCACGGCUUACCCGCAGAGGCCCUGGCCGACCGCCCUUCCGCAAGGCCCAGUCCGCUGCUUGCAUGGAGAUCUCUUUGCCUGUGUCCCACACUGAAGUAGGUUAUGCAUCCAGGAGGGCAAUGCUUCAGCAGUUACACGGAGUCACUAUGUACUCCCACGACGAGCACCACACCAGCGCCCCCUACUGCUGGAGUGAGAGAGAGAGUCGUGAAAACUCCUUCAGCCGUUCGCGCAGUUCCAGCGUGUCCAGCAUCGACCGGGACACAAAGGAAGCUAUCACCACGCUGCAGUUCGGAGAGUCCUACGGGCGCAAGAGUGACGCCCUGCCCACCCCGUGUCUGUGGGUGGGCACCAGCUUAGGCGUGGUCCUGCUCAUUCCAAUGUCCAUUCCCACAGACCACGAGGAGAGGAUGGAGGAACCGGUGACCAUCGGCCCCAGCGGCACAGUGCUGAUGCUCAAGGGCUCAGUUUUGCGCUUUGGCUUCUUGGACUGCAUGGGAGCGAUCAUUCAGAGCCCCUUCGAGGUUUGGCGGGACCUCAACGCCCCCCAGGACCCCGACCGACCGCGGAGGCGCAAGCUGGUCCACUUUUCCCCCUCAUCUUCACAGGACUCCUGCGGAGAGGGACAUCUGGCUGUGGUGUGCUCUGAGAGGCAGGCCAAAGUAUUCUUGAUGCCCUCGCAAUCUUGCCUCUUCGUCCAUAACAUCACAGAGUCAUCCUUCGUGCUGCGAGCCGACGUGGUAUCCGUGUGCAACAGUGUGUGCCUGGCCUGCUUCUGUGCUAACGGACAUGUCAUGACACUCAGUUUGCCCAGUCUAAGACCGCUGAUGGAUGUCAAUUACCUGCCUCUGACAGACAUGCGCAUUGCAAGAACCUUUUGCUUCACCAACGGGGGGCAAGCAUUAUAUCUCAGCUCCCCGACAGAGAUCCAGAGAAUUACAUACAGCCAGGAGAUGUGUGACAACCUACAGGAGAUGCUCGGGGAGCUGUUUACACCGAUAGAAACACCAGAGGCCCAGAACAGAGGCUUCCUAAAGGGCUUCUUUGGAGGAAAUUCUCAUAACUUUGACAGAGAGGAGCUUUUUGGUGAGGCGGCAGCUGGGAAGGCUUCUCGGAGUCUGGCCCAGCACAUCCCUGGGCAGGUGGGCAUGGAGGGCAUGAAGGUGGCAGCUAGCGGAGCCGUGGGUGAGCUGGCACGGGCCCGCAUUGCUCUGGAUGAGAGAGGCCAAAGGCUGGGUGAGCUGGAGGAGCGAACCGCUCUCAUGAUGACCAGUGCAGAAAGCUUCUCAAAACACGCUCAUGAGCUGAUGCUAAAGUGCAAGGACAAGAAGUGGUACCAGUUCUAAUUGCAGGAAAGAGGGCUGAGGCUGCCCUUGGACUGCUGGGAGCUUUAUGCCGGGACAGGGACUUUCACUCUACAAAUGAGAGCAAUUAAAAGAGAGACUCAAGAGUGACUUUGUCUUUACGGCUUCUAGAUUGGCUGCGGAACUGUCACAUUGUUGAAGGACGAGGACGUGUUAGCUCCUUGUCUAGACAUGUAGUGAUGAGGGCAGAAAGAGAAUGGAGAUGGGCGGCAAGUGAAGGAGUGAAGAUGGAACUGGAAAUAUCCGACAAGUCUGUGUGUGACUGUGAGUGUGUGUGUGUGUGUGUGUGUGUGUGUGUGUGUGUGUGUGUGUAUGUGUGUGUGUUUGUCUGGGUGAGUGUGUGUGUGGUUGGGUUUUCUGGACCUCACUGUGUAGAUACUCAAAAGUUAGGAAACCAACAAGAAAUGCAUGAAACAAAAAUGGAUGACUAAUAAAAAUAUUCAACUGCCAUAUUAAAAAGCAGCAUGCUACUUUAACAGGAGAUACAAAAAUAAAAAAAAGUUUUAUUUAAUGAUGUAAGCCAACAACAGAAACUAUGAAAAACUUUAUAUUUUUUGAAAUAUUGACAAAAAAACUAUAUAUAAAAAGGGAAAUGUAUACCUGCAUUGCUAUUAAGCCAAAACUUGUGUUCCUUUCCCUUUUUUUAAUUUAAAUUUUUGGUUCAUUUGAAUUUUUUUUUUUUUUAUUAGACUCAGCAAAUAUUAAAUGCCACAAUAUAGAUGCACAUAGUUAACUUUCUGUACACACACUUAGAAUAAUGCUCAAACUAUGUUCUUACCAAUUACUCUGGGCUGCACAGUGCAAACACAAAUCAGUAGUAUUUACACGCACCUCUGCACAGUCUAAUCACACUAAUUUCACUUUUUUCGGCUGCUGCUACUUACAAAAGCAUUAAUGAUGAUGAGGAAUAUCUCACUCCCCAAAAACAGUUGUAUUAAAACAGAUAACAGAUCGGUGUGAGACGUAUUCAAAGGCUGACGGACUUGAAAGCGUAUUCUGGACAAGGUGUGUUUAUAGCUAGAGUAUGAACCUAUAUACUAUUCACGUGCCAUAAAAAACAAGAUGAGUGAGUCCACUCACUGUAAACUAACUAACAAAGAGCUAAUAUGUGGUAGUCAUCAUAUGUUUCCAGAACAGAUAAGAAAUAAUAUGUGGAUUUGGCCAUAGAGGGCAUUUAUCAAACUCAAAUACAUCUGUUUUCUUUUUCUUUUGGAAAAAAAAUAUGAGGGUGUUUUUUUGUUGUUAUUUUUUGGGGUGUUGCUGGUUCACCAUUUCAGUCUUUAGCUGCCUUUGUCAGAUGUAUGAGUUUAGUGAACCAUAAGGCUGUGCGUGUGCAUGAGAGUGAGAGAGUAAGAGUGCCACAAAUAUUAAACAACUGGGCUCUUUCUCUGCCAAAGCAAUCAAACAUGAAUGACACCCUCCCAUCUCUCUCCACCUCCAUCCUUUUAGAAGCUGUGGUGUGUGCGUGUUCAGGGUUUAACCUGAGCGGUCCUCUUUUCAUGAUCACAAACAAUAAUUUUAAUGAUUGUCAAGUGUCUUUGUGACGGGAGUACGAAGAGGAGUUGGCAUCAGAACCGCUAACCAGCUCCCUUGUGAGUCGUUUAUCAGUAAAAAAGGUUCAGGAGAAGUAACAGUAUUUUUUUCAGUGAUGUUCAGAUGUGAGUCAGUGAAGAAACUAUGUACAUGUACAUGUGUAAAACAUUUGCGACGAUUUCAACUGACGGCAAAUAUGUUAUUUUUUUCGUUCAAUAUUGUUCUUGAUGACUAUGAUAUCCUCUUGUCGCAGUCCUAUAUUUGAUGGUGAUGGCCUCUCAAAUGAAGUCUCUUGUAUGUUAAAAACAACAAAUGUUUCAUGAUACAUGGUCGUGUAUCAUAUUGUGAUUGUGUUGUACAUGUCAAUGGGUAGCCACAUGACACGGGCAAACAGCAUUAAUCGAGGAGGAUAUUUUGUACUUGUGUAUUUGUCUGUAUUUUGAAUCGAUCUGAUAAACCAAACAGAGGAUUAUUGAUAUCCAUUUCUCACACAUCAGGCCUUUAUGCACAUGAGCAUUAACACAAAUAAAACAUUGCGCCUUGAUCAUGUUGACAUCACUCCCACAUAAAAUGUGCACAGCGACACAUACGCUCAGAACUUAAAAAAUAAGUGGAUCUAUCUGCAUUGCUAGUCAUUCCCGCCUGCUCCCUGUCAGGCUGCCGAGGCAUUCCUCAGGCUUCAACCGGCCUUCAAACCCAUUUGUUUCCACCAAACCCAAGUCACCUGAAAUCCUAAAGCAGUGCCACACGGAUUUCAGAAAUUACACAUGAUUUGAUUCAAUUACGUGUCUUAAACAUGACAAAAAAACGAUCUUCUAUCUCUGUACCGUCAAUGAGAUUUGUGUUCAGUGCAGUUCUUUCAAUGGCAGAGAAAACACGCGCAAAAAAAAACAAAAAACAAAACCAAAAGAAAAUUACAAAAAAAAAAAAAAUCUGACUUCUACUGACAGGGUGUUUUGUUAGUAUGUUUUUGGUUUCUAUGUUUUUGGUUUUUAUAUUAACUGUACAGUUCAAUCUUGGGAGAAAGGUGAAACAAAAAACAAAAGAUAAAGACAUUCUUGGGAUAUUUUUCUCUGUAUAUGUUGUACCUGUUACUGCUGGUACUGUAUCUGGUAUUCUGGCUCUGUCUAAAUCACUGGAACUCUGUAGUUCUUCUCACUGUAGUAUCCUGAAAAAGCAUUUCUCUCGUUUUCUCAAUGAUGGCAGCAAAGUUUGUCUUAUUUAAAUGGAUUCUACCACUUUUUGUUCUUAUUGAUAUUAUACUAGUGUAAUAGAAAUUACCUGACAAAAAAAGAACUGAAAAUAUGUUGAUGCAAAAGUAAACUGAAAUAAACAUUGAUUGAUGUA
Molecule: messenger RNA, 7556 nt
Organism: Centropristis striata (black sea bass)
Lineage: Eukaryota; Metazoa; Chordata; Actinopteri; Perciformes; Serranidae
Gene: stxbp5l
Product: syntaxin binding protein 5L
Exons: 30
Coding region: 819-4658 (1279 amino acids)
Biological process (GO): regulation of exocytosis; regulation of protein secretion
Cellular component (GO): SNARE complex; cytoplasm; plasma membrane
Molecular function (GO): myosin II binding; syntaxin binding; GTPase activator activity
Source: RefSeq, a predicted model, not a curated record